ACGCUCGCGUUCUGGACCCGUACGACGACCCCUCGUGUGCACCUCAUCACAUCCCCCUCCGCAGCUGCUCAUAACCUGUUUGCUGCCACUCCCGAGAACGCUCAAUUGAGACAGACCCUAACGACCAUAUCGCUUCAAAGCCACAAUCGCACUGUGGAAGCCCUUCAAGCAUGGAUCAACUAUGUGACGAGAUCCUGCAGCUCAUCCUCAACGAGCUGAACAGCCCCGCCGCGUUCGCCGCGCUCUCGAAACGCCACUAUGAGUUCGGAAAGGAUCCGUACGUGCGCGCGAUGUACUUCCUCGCCCGCCACGGGCACAUCCAGGCGCUGUACUGGGCUCUGGGGAGGGGUAGACUGCUGAACGAGAGGGUGCUCGAUAUCCUUUUGGGGAGCGGCGCCCACCUCUCGAGGUAUCUGGCCCAAAUGGCCAUACACCACUAUUUCCGCACACAGGUCUCCUUUAUCAAGACGCGCUGGGUGCGGACGCUCACUCUCCCCGUCUUCACGCACUUCCUCUCCAUCGCGUCGCGCAUGUAUGGCGACAUCCCGGUGGGAAAGGGGGAAGACGACGGGACGAUCCUGUCGCUGUUCUUGAAGCAGAGCAGGUUUCCGACCGAGUACCGAGCGGCCAAGUGGGAGCAGGUGCGGGAUGUGGUUGAGAAAUAUAAGUUCAUCCCGUUCUCGGAUAGGGAUCCUAUGAUGGCCCAGUAUCCGCUCGUGCUUGCCAUAGAGCCCCGUCUCCUGCCCUUUGCUCGACAGAACGGGUUCCAUAUGGAUCGCAAGUAUCGAGAUUUCGUCUUCCGCAGAAUGUUUGAGAAGCCCGCCGUCAUGUUUGAAUCCCGGGCAGAUGAGAUUGUACAGAAUGUACGCGAGCUGUCGCGGCUAGACACUGACAUGUUUCUCAGUCGGACGGUUGCGGCAGAGAUCUGCAUGGAAGCAAAGACGAACGAACCGGCGUACGCGGCGCUUAAGCGUCUCGACAAGGAAGGCGUUCUGCGCUUCGAGCUAUCCUCUGUCGUCCAGGACCUGAUUAAGCUUUUCCUGAACACUCGGUCCGUAACUACGACACAUACGGCUUCAGUCCUGCGGGUGCUCCAUAAGGACUUCCCAUCAGAGGACCCGACUGUCCGUCUUGUAUUGCUACUCACCGUGUUCCUCUCCGACCCGUCACACCUUCCCGAGAGUCUUGUCCCGACGCCGAACACUGCAGGGCUCUUUGAGCGGUAUGUCGAGUCGUGUAGCGACGAGAUCGAGGACAUGAACCUCGGUCCGCUCACUCGGAAGGACAUCGUCGACAUCCUCCUGAGCAAGUUCGUCCCGGAGCGCUUCGGAGGGAUCCUCGAGUACGCCCGCUCGGUCCUGGACCUCGAUAAGGAGGCGAUGCGGUGCGUCAUCACCGAGGUCGCGCUCGGAUGCCUUGAGAUCGGAUGCAAGGGAAGAAUGCUCGCGAAGCUCGUCGCCACGUACUCGUACCUUUCGGACGUCAUCGCCUCGCACAUCGUGAAGACCUACCGCAUCCAGCUCGAGGACCUCCCGCCGGCGGAGGACGAGAAGGCGUGCAAGGAGUUCGCUGCGCCGCUGUGCGCCGACCUGCUCUUGAUGCGGAAAGGUAUCCCGAUGACGUUCGAGGAAGUAGCUGCGCCGCUGGUUCCACCGACUGUGGAGCCUGCGCCCCCUCCUCAGCCUGAGUCAGAGCCUGCCGAGAACGAAGAGGAGGUCGGAGCGGGCGAAGAUGAGGUCGAGGAGGGAGCGGAGGGUCCAGAAACGCCUGCUGAAACCGAGGGCGAGGACCUGGGUGUUAUCGGCCAGGACACAUUAUCCGCCAUGAUCCGCAAAGACGAGAUGCAGCCCUCACGCCGGAGGCGGUAUCACGAGCUGUACACGAACUACCACGACAGCAUCGGCAAGUUGCCUUAUCCGGCCGAUUACACACAGGUCGGCACAUGGAUCCAGAACCAUUAUGGACACCUCAGUGCGGUCGCUGCAGUCAUCCGUCUGCACGCGGUCAUCAAUCAGAACUACACGGUGCUGCAUCACUAUCUGUAUAACGGGGACGGGCCGGCACACUCGGGCCGAGUACCGACGACGCUAAAGCAGUUCAAGAUCCUCGCGCGUCUCGGCCGGACGCCGAGCAUGUCACUCUACGACGAUAUCGAGGCAGGAACGGAGUUUUACUUCAGCGAGGAGGACUACCUCAGCCAGGAAGAGCUGAACGGCACUGCACAGCCCCCGUUAAAGAAGGCUACCCGGCGCGCGAAGGUGAAGUGCGAGGCUAGCCCCACUCCCGGACCGUCUUCCGCGGGCAUGUCCACGUCGAGACGGGCGGAGGCAGCAGGGCCGAGUGCAGGGCCGAGUGCGGGCGCGGGCUCGCAGGGGCGAAAGCGGCCGCGUCGGAGUGUGGCGAGCUCGGUCAAAUCGUACGUGGUGCCGGACAGCGACGACGAGGAUAUCGUGAUGGAAGGGGAAGACGAUAUCUUGCAGAAGUUUGCGAAGAAGCGUCGGCAGGAGACGAACAUGCAACGAUGGAUCAAGCAGCUUGCGAUCCUGUUCAAAGAGGAACAGCGAAAGUACAACGAGAGGAAACGCCGGAUACACACGUUGUCACCGCCGGGGGCGAAAGUGAAGGUGCCUAAGACCGAGUUUCACAAGUCGCUUGCUUUCAAUCUUCCCCGCUUGCGCCGGAUCGAUCGGGUGAGACGGGAAAAGCUGUAUGGAACGGACAUUGCGGACGUGGACAUGAGCGAGAGCGACGAGGACGAGUAUCAGUAUCGGACCACGCGCUCGAAACGACGCAAGGUAGAAAACUAGUUAGAGGCGUGGGACCAGCGCAUCGCGUUUCCUCGUGGACGGUUGACGUGGCUGUUUCUGCCGCCUCUCCGCCAUGGUUUGGGCCAUCCAUCUGGCACUGCACACAGAGAGUUUCGUUUCCAUUCACGCACGGACAUGAAUCUUCCGCACACUACCACACCGCACUACGCAUCCUUCGUUCUCGUCAUCUGUCGUCGUUUUCUGGCAUUACCUACCGGAUCUCAGUGCGCCCUGUCCCUCGCACCGCGGCGUCGGCCCCAUGUGAAAGCUUACUCGUAUAGCCUAAUUUUUGUAGUAGCUGAGGAGAUAAUGGAAGCAGCGUCGGGUACACGGACCGUGGGCAGGGUGGCACAGGACCAGGGACGGUCGGCGCGAGAGCCGGAAGGAAGCGGUGGGGUGGCCAGAUGGGCAGGUCGCGAAGGCGCAGAGGGGUUGCAGACGUGGUCGCACCGCUCGCUCGGUUCUUCGCGCGCGCAGGAGGAGGUCCGCGGCAGAUGGCCCCGACCAGGCGACCUCCAUUCGCUCAAUGUGCCCGAGAUCCCGAACGAGCAUCACCAUCCACCGCGGGGUCGAGCCCAAUAAGUUCUGGGAUAAAUACCCGCCGUCCCGCAGGCCCGCGAACGCUACAUACAUUACUAGCACCCGCCAAUUCACGAGGAUUAUGGACGUCGACGCCGACAUGCCUGCGCACGCCGCCCACCACGCCCACUCUCCUAGGGGACACUCGGCGGGGCACAGCUACCGCUCGACGCCCCCCACCGACUACCCCACCCUCGUCGUUCGCAACGUCCAUCUCCCCUUCGACGCGGACAGUCCCACGCUCGCAGACCCGCUCUACAACGUCUACUGCGUCGGCGGCCGCGUCGACCGCAUCGAGCUCGUCACCACGAACGGCUCCGGGAGCGUCAGCGGCAGCAGCGGACGCAACUCGCCCGCGCGCCAUCCAGAGUUCUCCUCCAGCGCAAGCCCGCGGGGCAACGGUGCGGGGCCGAGCCCGAGAGAUCAUCGCCAGGGGAGCAGCCACGGGGAGCUUGAUGCGCAGGGGCGGGGAAUCCUUUUGCCAGCGUCCGUCCGCUCCUCCAUGCCCGUCCCGCCUUUUCUGGCACUCACACCGAGCCCGCGACGUACGCGUCUCGUUCUUGCACCCACAGGCUCGUGCACGCGCACAUCCACCUAGACAAGUGCUUCCUGCUCGAUCAGUGCGAUGAGCUCGUCACCGGGUACGUGACCACCGCUUGCUCGACCCGCGCAGACGCAGCGUCGAGGUUCCCCCCGGCCGUGGACUGACACACCGAUUUGUCGUGUGCGGAUCGCAGCCACUUCUCCGAGGCACUCCGCGUCACCGCGAAGGCGAAGAGCGGGUUCCCAUACAAUCUCGACGAUCUCUACGAUCGAGGCCGGAAGCUGAUCUCUCAGAGCAUCGAGUGCGGGGUCACCUUGAUGCGCGCCCAUGUCGAGGUCGACGAGACCGUCCAUUUCGCGUGCGUCGAUACCGGGCUUCGUCUUCGCAAGCUGUUCAGGGACGUGUGCCAUGUCCAGAUAGCAGUCUUCGCGCAAGACCCUCUCUUCGCGUCGUCGAACGACGACCGGCCGGGGCUCAACUACGUUCUCAUGCAGACCGCGAUCCGGCGACACGGCGUCGAGGCCGUCGGCUCCGCGCCGUACGUCGAGCCCAGCAUCUCGCACGCGAAGCGCAACAUCGAGCUCAUCUUCGACCUCGCCUACGACGCCGGCAUCCACGUCGACUUCCAUCUCGACUACAACCUCGACCCGCACUCGGAGCCGCUCAUCUGGUACGUGCUCGACCAGCUCCGGCAGCGCAUCCAGGCCGGCCGGUGGCGCGCCGGCUGCCACGUCUGCGUCGGGCACGCCACCCGGCUCACGCUCUUCACGCCCGAGGAGUGGGCGGCCCUCCGCGCGGCCCUCGUCGACGAGCGCCUCCCGCUGACGCUCGUCGGCCUCCCGCCGAGCGACCUGUACAUGAUGGGCCGCGGCCUCGACUACGCCCCCCGCGGCACGCUCAACGUCCCCAGGCUCGCGACGGAGCACGGCCUCCGUGUGGCCAUGGCGGUGAACAACGUCGAGAACGCGUUCACGCCCCAGGGGCCCGUGGAUCCCCUCGGCCUCUGCCCGCUCGGCGUCGCGGUCUUCCAAGCGGGGACGAAGAUCGAUUGCAGAACGCUUCUGGAGGCCGUCACGCUGAACUCCCGGCUCGCCAUCGGCGGCUUCCACAAGGGCUCCGCGACGCUGUCGCUCACGCCGUCUCCGGGCAUGGUCGCGGACUUUGUGCUGCUGCACGACAACGACUCCGUCCACUCCGCCGCUCUCAACCCGUCCUUCUCGCGCACGACCAUCCGGCACGGCGUCAUGGUCGCGCGCCGGAUCCAACAGAGCUGGAUCCUCCCACAAAAGACGCCCUCCCCCGACCCGAUCCCCCCGGAGUAGCAGGAGUCCUGCCGUAUCUUGCGACUGUAUCUGUACCCCGCCGCUCUGGGACCCCCCGUUCACGCCGGUUUCUCGAGGUUUCGAGACUUGGCCACCGCGUCACGUUUUACUGCAUCUCCCAUCCGCGCAUGUUCGCAUCUAGCAUAGAGUAGUCCACCGCUCAUCUCCUCUCCCAUCCGUGCUAUCUUGUCGUCGCUGUCGGACCUUGUUGUCGUAUGCGCCCCGCAGGAACCGUGGUCGUCAGAUACCACCCC
Molecule: messenger RNA, 5506 nt
Organism: Dichomitus squalens LYAD-421 SS1
Lineage: Eukaryota; Fungi; Basidiomycota; Agaricomycetes; Polyporales; Polyporaceae
Exons: 16
Coding region: 171-2807 (878 amino acids)
Source: RefSeq, a predicted model, not a curated record